UGCUUAGCCGAGGAGUGCCGUGGAGAGGCAUGCUCUGGGGAGAGAGCCUUACUCUCCGCAUUUCGGGGUUUGGUUGUGAAAGUAGCUCUUGGUUGAACUAUCGGACCAGGAUUACGGUUGUGAAUGUCCGUGGAGUAUCUUCAAGCUACGGCAACCGGUUUCCAAAAGAUGCGGUCUGGACUGGCGCUGCAGGCUGUUCUCAUUGCCGUGGCCUUGGCGGACAUCAGUCUCGUGGCACUUUGUGAUCCCACCAACAACACCCCCCUUCCUCAGACGCACGUUUCUGCCAGGACUUCCGCACAAACACCACUAAAAUCCACCCAGGAGCCAAUAUCAUUCACACAAAUACCAUUAACACACUCACAGGCGCCAGUAACAGUCAUAUAUACAUUACUUACAUCCACACAGGCAUCAGGAAUACCCACACAAACACUACUUACACCAACACAAGCGUCGCUAACACCCACGCAAAUACCACUAGCACCCACACCGACGCCUCCAACACCCACACAGACGCCUCCAACACCCAAACAGGCGCCUCCAACAUCAAAGCAGGCGCCUCCAACACCCAUACAGACGCCUCCAACACCCACACAGACGCCUCCAACACCAAAGCAGGCGCCUCCAGCACCCAAACAUGCGCCUCCAACAUCCAAACAUGGGCCUCCAACAUCCACACAACCACCACUCUCAUCAACAGAACACACGCAACAACCUCCCACCGCGCAGUACCCCGAGGCAUCCACAAUCCUCCCAGACACGCAAAUCCCAUCGACUUUCUAUCGCGUAUCGUGGUCACCCAACCCCCACGACCCUCAGAUACCCACCGCGACGCCGCACCAUUCGCAGCCCUUGCUCAUUCCACAGCAUGUUGCAUUUGUUCCAUUGUCUACACACCAGCUGCCAGGCACAGAGGAACACGAAGGUAUGGGAUAUACGACCCAACCAACGCAGCUGUCAACCUCACCACAUCAAAAGCAAAUGCCAGCCGAAGCGUUACAUGAAAAAGAUCCAAAUGCACUACCAGAGGAGGACAGUCCGCCAACUGCGCCAUCUGUUGGAGGGACGUUAACUACUACUCCAUUGUCCACCCAAGUAGUACCUACACUUCCAUUCACACAGCUCUCGAGUACGCCGGCAUUCACAACUCUGUCAGCCAUGCCCGUCUUCACGCCUCUGUCAUCAACAACGCCAUUAGCAGAAUCUUCAACAACACCAUUAUCAAGGGAGCUGCCACGUACACCGACGCAGAGACAUCCAUUAUAUCCUCGUCCGUUAACUGAAGAGCCAGCCACAUAUUCACUGACCAUAUCUACGCACGUUGAGCCUCCAUCUACAAAAUCAAAAUUUCUCACGGAAACAACGACAUUACCACGCGUGGAGACAACCACACAGAUAGUCAUACCCCCAGAUAAACCACGUUCUACAGUAAAACCCGAUGAUAUAAGUAUUCUGUUACACGUCCCACAAAAGGAGUCUUCUACUAUGUUACCUAUCAUGACAAUUAUGUCCUUGCUUACGAAAUUACCAGAUGCACAAUCACAAACAGAGGGUUUGGUAACACCAAUCACAUCAUGGCAAACACUAGCACCAGUUACACAGUCACAAACAGAGGGUCCAGCAGCACUAGUUACACCACCAGUCACAGUAACGACAACUGAUGCAUCGUUACAUACACAGUUGCCAAUAACUCUAUCAACUACACCAUCCAUACCAUCUAAUAUACAAACUUCCCCUGUGCCAGUGUUAAAGACUUCAAUUGCGCCAUCUACACCAUCAUACACAGAAUCCUCAACUGGGCCAGAUACACCAUUGCAUAUACAGACAACACUUACACCAAUACAAACAUCAACAUCAAUAUCACAAGAGGAUUCUCUUACAGAACCACCACCUACUGUGAACGCAAUACAUGCUGAGGAACUUUUGGAAAAAUACGGCUACUUGAACUGCAUUCCUCCUGGAAGCGAGCGCAACACGCACCUUCACCGCCUCCUUUUAUAUCGCCGUGAAAAUCCGGAACCAAAUACUAGCCAUCAGUACACCCCACUGGACUUCAGACUCUUCUCGCUUGUAAACCCGAGACUCCCAACAGAUAUGAAACAAUAUUACAGAAAGAAAAUCAAUGAUUACGUCCUUUCAAGCACAGAUGACGUUGAAGGCAGGACUCCCCUGAUUAAGCUCAAGAUCACAGAACCGACUUUGAAAUCGUACUGGUAUUCGCGACGGAAAGGUAUGCAGCAGCUCCUGACGGGACGAGGUCGAGGAGCCCGGCGAGCGGUGGUGGUGGAGGAUCCGGCUAAACUCGGCUACCAGUACCUGCCCGUCUGUAGUAAGGAGCAAAUACAGGAAGCCAUUGACAAGUUCCAGGCAGCCUAUCAUGUUGGCGUAGGGGGCACACUGGACCCUCAAACCCUAGAGCUGCUCUCCAGACCCCGCUGUGGCAACCCAGACAACCUCAUGGAGGAAGGCAGUGACGACGUCGAGACGUCCUCAGUGUGGCCGCCCAACAUAGUCAGCUUCCUCCACCGUCGACGCAGAAGCUUGGUCGUGCCCGAGAGAGGAAAAACGGAUGGUGGCAUUAAGGACCAAACCAAACACCUGGAAAGUACGUCCGACGACCGACAGAGCGAGGCAAGUAUGGUAGGGACGCCGCUGGGAGGAACAGCAAACCGAUUCGAUCCUUCAACUGAACCGGUGCCAGACCAGGAGAGGCUGCACAGGGUGGCGCUGGCCCUUCGCGAGGCCACGAGGGCGAAACAUCCGAGUGUAAUACAGCACGAGGAGUGGGAACCGCAUCCACAGGAAGCUCCUAUGCGGCGUCGGCGGUGGGUGCAGGACCUCGUGGACAGGAUACACUCGGGAGAGGAGGAUGCCCGCCUGGCCGCCCUCACUCCACACAUCCUUGCCCGCACUUCAAAGACAUCCUAUCCUGAGGAACCGCAGCACAGCCGCAGAAAGAGGUCAGCGUUCACCCACCUGGGCCAGCAGUUUAUGGAGUCUUUGAUCACCUGGCGCCUCGUCACGUCAGGCUACAGCUCCCAGUUAGCGGUAAGUGUCCAACGCGCCGCCCUCGCCCUCGCCUUCAGAAUGUGGUCUGAAGUCAUCCCUAAAAUAUUCAUAGAGGACAAUACUUCGACCAAUCCCAAUGACGCGAACAUCAACAUCGGAUUCGGACGACGAAGUCACCUCGGCUGCGUGACCGAGUUCGACGGGCUGGGCGGAGAGCUGAGCCACGCCCUGAGAGAUGCCCGAGACGCCCAGAUCCACAUGGACGACGAUGAGCACUUCACCCUCGACUCUGACCACGGCACGAACCUCCUGAAGGUUGCGGUGCACGAAAUAGGGCACGUGCUCGGCCUGGGUCACGUGCUCAGGAACUACUCCAUCAUGUACGCCGUGUACGAGAAGGUGCUGCCCAACCAGGGCCUCGAGCUGGGCUGGGAGGACAGGAAGCUCGUCCAGAGGAUCUACGGCCGCUGCGUCGGCAAGUUCAGCACCGUCUUCGACUUCUUGCGGUGGCGCUCCGACGGGUCCCUCUCCUACAACACCUACUUCUUCCGCGGGGACCACUUCUGGAUGUACGAAAACAAGUACAACAGAACGCGCUUCGGGGACCCCCUGUACAUCGAUACGGAAUGGCGCGGCCUCCCCGACGACAUCGACGCCUACACGCACAUCUUCACCAGCACCAGGGACUCCCACCUCUUCUUCAAAGGAGAACACUACUACAUGAUAGACCCCGAAACCCGGAACGUCCUGCCCGGUUUCCCUCGUCGGAUCGCCCACGACUUCCACGGUCCUCGCACGGCCAAGAAACCGUAUCCCAAGGCCAUUCCUAGCAACCUCGACGCCGUCUACUUCGAUAUUAGGGACGAGAAUUUGUAUUUCUUCAAGGGACGGAAGGUUUACGGCUACGACAUCAGGAAUGGAACGGAAGGGUGUUGUCUGCCGGGCUACCCUCGCCUCGUCCACAACGAGUUCAUAAGAGCUGACGAAGGCUCGAGGAAUCUGCCGAAGAAGUUGGAUGCCGUUUAUUAUUCCUACACUGACCAGACUCUGUAUUUCUUUAAGGAACGGCUCUUCUGGGAGUUGGUGACCUUCCACCCACGUGACACCAAGCGCACGAAUGCCGUCCUUGGGCCUUUCUUCGUGCAUGACAAGUGGUAUGACAUCUGUGACACGGACAUUAACGACUACAAUGCAUAUCGCGUGAACAGGAAAAAAUAAUACGUCCGGUGUCCUCCUUUGAGAUAUAUGUUUUUUUUUUUUUGUUUGUUUGUUUUUUUUACUGUUAAACUGAGAAUAUAUUCAUUGAAGAAAUGAUGAGAAAUAGUUGAGGAACAUCAUGAAUUUCUAUUUGUUUUGAAAUGAAUCAUAAACAAAUUUAGGAUUUGGAAUACAGACAUAUUAUUCCAAAAUAAAAGACUGUCUUGAGGCUAAAGAACUCAUACAAUUUGUGUAUUUGUGUAAGAUCACUUUAAAAGUGGAAAAAUCCUCUAUCGUGUUAACAUAAUGUUAAGACAAAUUACUGUACACACAAAACUUCUAUUGUAGUCGAACGUAAUAUGGAAUAUAAUGCGAUAUCUUAUAAAAUCGUUACUUUAUGAUUUUUAUGUAUCCGUUAGCAGGAUGCUUACGACGUUUUCUUUUUUACUGUCACCAAUAAUUGUAUUCCAAAAGUUCAGAUUUGUAAGAUUAAUAUACCCGAGUUCGUCUUUUAUUUUGGGUUCAUUGCUACAGGCAAACCUGAAUCCAUCUGAUGGAAUGACUUAGAUAUAACAAUGGCAUCUUUCAUGGUGCUUCUCUUGAGGGGAAAGUUGGUCAGUCGAUAUUGGAAUUGAUAUAUGCGUCAAUCGAAUAAAAAAAAUAUCCUUUCGGCCAUGAAUUAUACCGACCGAGUACGUUUUUGGUCCUUUUUUUUAUUGUUUGUGUUUAUCAAUAUUAUUAUAAUUACGAGAGUGUUUUUAACAGGUGACAAAUAGAGCCUUCGAAUUUAUGCGCACUCAUUUUUUCUGAUACACGCACGGCUGCUCAUACACACAAACACAGCCGCACGCACACCCACACCCACACCCACACCCACAUCCACAUCCACAUCCACAUCCACACCCACACCCACACCAACGACACCCACACCACCCACACCCACACCACCCACACCCACACCCACAUCCACAUCCACACCCACACCCACACCCACACCACCCACAUCCACACCCACACGCACACACAUACAUUUAUUAGUUGUAACUUGACUGCAGCGAGUCUGAUGGCCGUUGCUGUGAUUAAUGACAGAAAAGAACUCAGUUUUCUUAUACACUGUGGAUUAUCAACACCAAAUCUUUCCACAGUAUAAAGAAGACUGUGUCCUUUUUAACGAUUACUUUGUAAGAAACCCGUAGUAAAAAAAUUACUACAAGACUCUUAGUUAGAAAAUUUGUGCCAAAUGAUAUAUCAAGCUUUCAUUUAAUCUUUUCCUUCUGUGUCUGUGAUAUUAGUAAUAAUCAUCAAUCUAUUACUUAGGGUUUAUCUGUCGCACCAUUUUCACUUAAUGAACUAACAAUGACAUGUUUAUUUUAAUUUCAGUUAAAAUACUGACUGAUACAAACAUAAUAAAUCAUGCAAAAGACAACCUUCACUUAGAAGCUAGAAUAUUUUUUGUUUAUCACUAAUAGUAAUGAUAGAAAGUAAUUUUCCAUCCAUUGAUAAGGUGACCCUGUUAUAAAAUUACCUACUAUCAUUUGAAAGUUCUUUUCUUUUUCAAAUCCUAUGGCUUGAGGUUCAAUGCAAUUCGAAAUUUCUGUGUAAUUUAGUCGACUCAUAUCAUAACCUUUUCCACUUUGACAUUAAUGGUAUAGUUAUUUUUUUCUCUCUCUUUGUCCAUGGACCUUUACUUAUGUAUAUUUAGUUUCUUGUUUUCAAAUUUUAUUUGGUUCUUGUUUUUUGGCUUUUGAAAUGUAGGUUCUUUUUUAUUGUUUCCAAAAACUCCUGAAUUUCUUGGGAAAUAUGAUUUGUGUGCAAUAAAGAUUACUGUAGAAAAUAGAUUAAAUUUCUGAAUGUGAAUGUCAGCUUAAUGGCACAUAAAAAGUUUGAUAUUCAGUAUCAUAAAUUUUCAUUUGAUUUUAUUUAUUAUUGUCUUGUUCUAUUUAACAUGCUAUAUUUUUAUUAACCAUAUUUUGACAAUCAACUCAGUGAGUUAGCUAUUAUUAUUAGAGUUAGAAUGUUGUAAAUAAAAUUAUUCAAAUA
Molecule: messenger RNA, 6246 nt
Organism: Penaeus chinensis
Lineage: Eukaryota; Metazoa; Arthropoda; Malacostraca; Decapoda; Penaeidae
Exons: 12
Coding region: 124-4227 (1367 amino acids)
Biological process (GO): extracellular matrix organization; proteolysis; collagen catabolic process
Cellular component (GO): extracellular matrix
Molecular function (GO): zinc ion binding; metalloendopeptidase activity
Source: RefSeq, a predicted model, not a curated record